This is a messenger RNA of Penicillium angulare, 357 nucleotides long. RefSeq lists its product as uncharacterized. The transcript has a single exon. Lineage: Eukaryota; Fungi; Ascomycota; Eurotiomycetes; Eurotiales; Aspergillaceae. The record is from RefSeq and is a predicted model, not a curated record. Bases 1 to 357 code for a protein of 118 amino acids.
AUGGCUGCUGUGAUAAUGCAUGGAGAAUACGAAAAGGGUACUUACACUCUCAUGGGCGACACUGACAAGCGAGUGCCUGUUCGCACAGAACCACAAAAAGAGAUCAAACUGGUUCUGACAGUUAAUCGUCGAAAUUUGCCAAAGUGGAUUUUACUCGAAGCGAGCAAGCACAAAUUGAGGGUGCAUGUCCAGGGGAUCAAACCUCUCGAUUCAGUCUCAACCGACGCUGACGACGACAUCGCGGAGACUGAGGCAUAUGAAGUCUUGGAUGAGCUCGCUCACGGAUACGACUCUAGCACUGAAGAAUACGCGGAUGAAGAAGGUACUACAGGAUAUUCCACUAGUUGGGAUUUUUAA